Messenger RNA from Hirsutella rhossiliensis, 1164 nucleotides. RefSeq lists its product as uncharacterized. Lineage: Eukaryota; Fungi; Ascomycota; Sordariomycetes; Hypocreales; Ophiocordycipitaceae. The record is from RefSeq and is a predicted model, not a curated record. The transcript has 3 exons. The coding region runs from base 1 to 1164 and encodes 387 amino acids.
AUGUUCUUGGCUCACAACACAACCUACUUUGUCGAACGCAGAGAGAAGCUGAAGAUUGAGCUUGAGUACAAUUGUGCUACCAUCUCGCUCACCCUUGAUAUCUGGACAGCACCGAAUCGGGUGCCUAUUUUCGCCAUUAUUGCGCACUGGAUUACGCCGGGGUUUGAGGAGAGAGAAGAGGUUAUUGAGUUUAUCGAGCUCAAAGGAUCUCACACUGGCAAACAACUAGCUGAGAUAGUUGAGAAGACACUUGAGGAGCUCAGGCUCAAGCCCAAGCUUCUCGCCAUUACGGGAGACAACGCCGCCAACAACGGCACGCUCUGUCAGUCUCUGUACGAUUCUCUCAAGACCAACUUCGACGACAAGGUGAGCCCCAUAGGGAGGCCCCGCAUGCGCUUUCACGGCAGGAAGAGUUGGAUCCGCUGUCUGGCUCACAUUACCUCACUCAUUUGCGAGGGCGUCUUGCAAGAUCUCAAGGCAGGCACAGCGAAGGAAGCCAAGAAGAUGCUGGAUAAGUGGGACGAAGAGAAUAAAAGCAACAACUACACCAUUCCGGGAGACUCUAGUCGAAGUGGGAUUGCCAAAAUCCGCCUUCUCAAUCUCUGGAUGCUGAGAUCCGGGCCUAGGGAGCAAGACUUCAAAAGCAUGCCCCGCACGCACCAUCGGAAGCCAACCUACGAUGUCGACACUCGCUGGAAUUCGACCUACGACAUGAUUGACCAAUUCCUGGAGCUUGAGGCAGAGUAUACCGAGUUCGUUGAUACUCACCAGCAAGUCAAGUGCCUCCUGCCCUUAUCGGAAGAGAUUGUCGCUCUCUAUCAACUACGGAAGGUUCUGAAGCCGUUUAAAGACCAUACUCUGAAAGUCUCCGAAGCUAUGCCGCAGAUCUCACAAAGUCUCGAUAUCUAUUGGGAUUUGGAAGCUCUCCUUGAUGAUGUAGUCGAAGGGGUUGGCGACUUUUCAGACGUUGAUAUGUCCAUUCGAAACGCCUUCUCGAAGGGCAAAGCAAAACACGUUACAUAUAUGAAGAAGCUUGACGAUCAAAUGAUGCUAUUCGCAGCUCACAUCCUGGAUCCGCGUCAAGAAGUAUUUCAGAACGGAGUGGCCGGAGCUAGCAAUAUUGGAUGCCACAAACUCAACUAUGAGCCAAUCCAGACCAGCUGA